CGCUGGUCUCUAGUAGAAUAAUAAUGCGCUUGACAUCACCAUUAACAUUUCCUCCCUCACCAUCAUAUCUUUCUUUCCCAUCUCCGCUCCAUCAUUUCAUCUUCCAAGCUGCAGAUCCAAUCGUUCCCGACAUGGACUCCGACUUCCCUGCCGGCAAGUCACCUAGGCGAGAGCUCCUAGGCCCCCGCCCGGCACCGCUCAAGGUCCGCAAAGACUCCUACAAGAUCCGGAAGCCCCCCAUGGCCCCCCAGCAACAGCCGUCGCAGCAGCUGCCGGCCCCGCCCCGCCCGCCGGUCAUCAUCUACGCCGUGUCCCCGAAGGUCAUCCACACAAACCCUAGCGAUUUCAUGUCGCUAGUCCAGCGCCUCACCGGGGCGUCGUCCACGUACUUGCCAUCCCCGGUGGCCUCUGGUGGGGUGUCGCCGGCAGCACGGUUCGCGACGGUCGAGAAGGCGAAGCUGCCAGAAGGGAAGCAGAUCAGGGGCGGUGGGGACAUAUUGGAGGAGAUAGAAUCGAUGGGGCAAAUCGGUCAUGGUGGAGUGGUGGAGAGGACCGGGUCAAUACCAGGGAUCUUGUCGCCCGGGCCGGCCUCGCUCCAGCCGAUCCCCGCGACCUUCUUCUCGCCGCUGUCGGACCCGAACCCGCUGAGCUUCUUCCAUGACUUGAGCCCAGCUCUUCACAGCACCAAGAACCACUUCACGGAGAACAGUUUUUUGCUUCAGAGUCCAUCCCCAUUUAUCUCGCCUUGGAUAACUUCGCCUGCCCCAUCUCUAGAUUUUUUCAGUAAUUUCUUUGACUUGUAACACAACAGACUAGAACUAGGACAAACAUUUUAAAAACAUGGGUGGUUUAACCGUGGAAAUUGCUGUAAUUUCUCAACCUUUGUUGAGAUUAUAGAGAGAGUUUGAAUUGGAAUCGCAUUCGAUUCUUUAUUUGUGGCCAGCAAGUUGGAAGCUUGUGGCUUGGAUUUUGGUGUUGCUUUCUUUCAAUUUAGUAUGGUAGGCCAAUUGAUAGAUGAUGCGGCCAGUCCUGGCUGAAUAAAUUCAUUGUAAUAGCUACCGGUCCCCCUUUUGUCAUCCAAUUUUCUUCUUCUCUUUUGUUAUUUUGCAGGAGAUAUCAUUCGCAAAUGUUUGACACUAUGUGAUUAUACG
Syzygium oleosum is the source of this 1151-nucleotide messenger RNA. RefSeq names its product protein MKS1-like. Lineage: Eukaryota; Viridiplantae; Streptophyta; Magnoliopsida; Myrtales; Myrtaceae. Gene Ontology annotation, cellular component: nucleus. The coding region runs from base 24 to 803 and encodes 259 amino acids. The transcript has a single exon. The record is from RefSeq and is a predicted model, not a curated record.